AUGGCGCUGAAUCCAUUUCCACCCGUCAAGCCGAACGAAUGGUCCAUGCGGUGUUUCGGUGGGACUGCCAAAGCUGUGCCGGUGAUUGGGAAAAUCCCACAGGUGGGCGGCUUCACCGUGAAGGGGAGAACGACCGUUGAAAAGGAGCGGUUCAAAUCCCCCUGCAAAACAAUCCAGUUCGACGGGGGCCCCAGCUCGCUGUUUGUCGCAACGGUCUUCACGGCGGAGAAUAGCCCGACCUCACUCAGACAGGGGACGACCUCAACCCGAGGCGAGCCCUGGGUGACUUAUUCUAUAUCCGUCCGACAGGAAUCAAGCGCACCCAGAGUGGAAGACCAGAGACCGAAGAGAGAUUCCCUCUUUGACGAAGAGCUGCCCCCGGAGGAUGCCCUGCCCGUCCAGAGACGAAAACAAUCGGGACAGACCAGCACCAACACGUUCAACGUCAGCCAAAAAGAGCAAAACGAAAUCAAGGCAGAACUGUACGAACAGAUGACCGGUCGAAAGAUCGCACUCCCUCGGCCCGGCAACGCUCAGGCUCAAGCGAUUUUUGACAGAGAGGUGGACAACGCUGUGCAGGAACAAGGAGGCGUCGGCUUUCUUCCGACCGAAAGCAGCUCGGCCAACCCUGGACCUUCACAACCCGCCCCGCGACCACACGGCCAGAUUUUUGACGAACCGGAAGAGCGACCACAGGGCGGGCGACCACACGGCCAGUUUUUUGACGAACCGGAAGAGCGACCGCGGGGCGGGCGACCACACGGCCAGUUUUUUGACGAACCGGAAGCAGAGGAGGCACAAGAAGGAGAAGAAGAAGAGCAACCACCCAGUAGACGGUCUUCUGUUUUUCCACCUGCAGGGACAUUAAGAGCCCGAGCGCCUAAGCCACGAUCACCUCGUCUAUCCUCCGGGCCACCUGCCUUGCCCUAG
This is a messenger RNA of Cladophialophora carrionii CBS 160.54, 930 nucleotides long. RefSeq lists its product as uncharacterized. The coding region runs from base 1 to 930 and encodes 309 amino acids. Lineage: Eukaryota; Fungi; Ascomycota; Eurotiomycetes; Chaetothyriales; Herpotrichiellaceae. The transcript has a single exon. The record is from RefSeq and is a predicted model, not a curated record.